This is a messenger RNA of Penicilliopsis zonata CBS 506.65, 777 nucleotides long. RefSeq lists its product as hypothetical. Gene Ontology annotation, cellular component: membrane. The transcript is spliced from 2 exons. The coding region runs from base 1 to 777 and encodes 258 amino acids. The record is from RefSeq and is a predicted model, not a curated record. Lineage: Eukaryota; Fungi; Ascomycota; Eurotiomycetes; Eurotiales; Aspergillaceae.
AUGCUAGAGACCUAUCAUGGUGUUUACCUGUGGAAAUAUAUUCCCAACCUAGUGCUCUCCCUUAUCUUUCUUGCCUUAUUCACAAUUGCAACUCUGUCAUGGCUGGAGAUUAUACAGGACUUAACGGCAGCUACAUUCUAUACUGACAACUUGAGCCUGUAUUUGCUCACAUCCGUUUUCCUUGUGGUGCCUCCGAUCAUGUUUGCAGCCACUCUGUAUAUGCUCUACUCUCGCCUCGUCUGUGCUGUCAUUGAGGGAGGAGAGCGCCGGUUCCUUUCUCCUUCCCUUUCCCCCGUGCCUGUGCGAUGGGCCAGCCGGAUCUUUAUCAUCGGAGACUUUGGCUGCUUCAUGAUCCAGGGCAAUGCGGCUGGUCUAUUGGGGAAGCAGGAUCUGACGCAGAUCGCCGACUACAUCAUCAUUGUCGGCCUUGUUCUGCAGAUCAUCGUCUUUGUCUUCUUCAUCGGCUGCUGUGCAAUUUUCCAUCGGAGAAUCAGAAUACAAGCUGGCGUCUCGAUCCCAACCCAUGUCCCCUGGCAGUCCUGUCUCAAUAUGCUGUAUGUGACAUCGUCCGCUACUCUCGUCCGCAACAUCUACCGUGUGGUGGAGUUUGUGAUGCAAUCCGCGGACCCGAACAGCUAUCUCCUUACUACAGAGUGGCCGCUUUACGUCUUUGAUGGUGCCUUGAUGAUCUUGAUCAUGGUCAUUUUUUAUAUCUGGUAUCCAAUGAACUUCAAUCAGGAAGAGAGUCGCCGCUUGAGUUGGUUUAUAAACAGCUAG